Messenger RNA from Anas platyrhynchos (mallard), 10774 nucleotides. Lineage: Eukaryota; Metazoa; Chordata; Aves; Anseriformes; Anatidae. The record is from RefSeq and is a predicted model, not a curated record.
GGGAAUGAGUAAUCAACACCUGGCUGGUUGUUUUUUCCUCUCAUAUCGGAGUCUUCUGUUUCUUCUGCUGCUGCAGUUGUCCUUUUGUUCCUUUCAGACAUUGACUGGCUGCUCCACCCUGUGCUCUACAACUUCUGCCAAGUGCUGCAAAAGAAUAAUGACCUUCCUUUCUUUUUCUUUGCAUGAUGCAAAAGUGGGGGGAAUAAACAGCCCCUCUCCCCCACCUCCUAGUAAAGCCUACCCACACACUUUGAGGUAGGACACAAGACCCUGGUGAAUAAACUGGAAACACAAAUGGAACAGCCAUGUGCUCUUUUUAUGACACAUCAAACUAAACACGUUUAUCGUGACCUAAACCUGAACAAAGAAAACAGGAACAUAAAAUAUGGACAGCUUGGGUAUUUACUGGAGUUACUGUCUUGUUUGUCUACUGCUUUCCUUUCAAGUGCCUGAAAGGGACCUGCAAGGUAUGGCUACCUGAAAGGAGGCUGCAGCAAGGUGGGUUUUGGUCUCUUGUCUCAUGUGACAAGCGGUAGGAUGCAAGGAAACAGCCUCAAGAUGCAGCAGGGAAGGUCAAAUUAAAUGUCAGAAAGAAUUUAUUCAUUGAAAGCGUGGCCAGGUAUUGGAAUGGGCUGCCCAGGGAGGUGGUGGGGUCACCAUUCCUAGAGGUAUUUAAGAGAUGCAUGGAUGUGACACCUGGGGACACGGUUUAGUGGUGGACUUGUAGUGGUAGGUGAUGGUUGGAUUUGAUCAUCUUGCGGUUCUGUUCUAACCUAAAUGAUUCUGUGAUUCUAAGUAAGCUUGUGUCAUCCCAGUGAAAAUCAAGAAGUGGUCAAGAACAAAGAAAUCCUCUGUAAUCAUCCUGGUGCGUUACUUUGUCAUGUUCCCGGCUGUGUUCAUACAGGCUCUUCCAUCACACAGGCAGGUUGUUCUUCUGUGAUGUCACUUGGUGCUGCUUGGAUACUGUACUGUGCUAAUGGUGUACAGGGGUCUACCCUCAAUGGCAUGGAGGGUUCUGAUGAUAAGGGGAAUGUCCAGGGAAGGGAGGGAUCACGACUGGAUGUAGACUCUGUCCUUGUAACGACAGCAAGCUUUUUGUAAGAGGGAAGUCUUAUAAACUUCUAGUCACAAACAACUUGAUGACCAUGUCUUCCUUGCCUCCAAGGACUUUCGGUGUCCGCCUUUGUCUGGCAGAAACUAAUGAAAUGUUUUCCCUGCCUCAGUGCCAGAAUGACUUGACUCUGAAGAAGCUUAAGUCCCAUUUAGAAUUACUGACUGGGAUCCCCCUUCAUUUCCAGCGGCUUCAAUACCUGGAUGAAAUGGAUCUGCUAGAUGAUUCUACAUUUAAGGACAAUGAUAUUAUCCGUGGUGGAACAAUUACGAUGCGCAUCUGGAGACAAGAUGGCUGGGGGCAUCUUGUGGCAGCUGCUGCAAAAGGAGACACUGUGAAGGUUGACUCUGUUACUUUGGUGAACGAGUGGGGUGUGCUGUCUGCAGAAAUGCUGAAAGCAUGUUGCAUGCCAUGUGCUAGCAUACCUGAUGUGCAGAUACAAGACUUCAUAAAGAAUCAGGUUACACUUCUGAAAGAGGCUAAAAGGUUUCUGUUUGUUCUGCAGCUGGCCCAUCUGGGAGUUACAGAGGAUUUUGCUGGCACCACACCGUAUGCAGAGAUACUGGGACCAGAACAGAAAAAGGAAUGGGUGGCGCACCGAGCUUUUGUGGCACUGUUUGUUGCCAGCCACAGAGGUCAUGUUAGAACUGCCACGUUUCUCCUGAGACAUGGUGCGGAUGUGCAUUACAAAACCCCGCUAGGAAGGACUGCCCUUCAUGUAGCUGCUGUCAUGGGCCGCUGUGACUGCAUUGAGCUGCUCCUUAGCUGUGGAGCACGAGCCCUCGACCCAGAUAGUGAGGGACAAACUGCAGUGAGCCUCGCCCGCCUGUGGGGCCAGCAGCAGAGCGAGCGCACAAUGAUUCGCUUCAAGUGGCAGAAGAAGUCGGCUGCUGCUGUGCUGCCCUCCAGUUCUGAGAGUCUGGACAUGCAGGAGAUGUCUGGCCACGCGUCCUAAAAUACGUAUGGCAUAACUUGGUUCUGGCAGGCUUCAAGGGACAGUGACUUUCCCAAAGACACACACUUCAAAGAUAGGUCACUAGGUGGGGUUUGUAGGGUUUAGUUAUGAAAUAGGGUCAUGUACUGGUGAUGCUGCAGUGAAGAUGACAGCUAGCUUGACAGCAACACUCGCAAACACGCUCCUAAUUUAUAGCUUAACUUUUUAUAAAAUUGUUCCAUGGCCAAACUGGUCAUUUGGUUAAUAACAGCUUGUAGGAGAGCUCGAGGCUGUCUACAAGUUCUUUGGAGUGCUUCUUGCUAGGGUAAUUUCCUAAUAGUUGGCAACAGACCAGAGUGAUGUAGUGUAAUGGGUAUUUCAGGGGACUGGAAAUCCCUAGAUCUUUAAUUCACUUCUGGCCCUGACUGGCUUUAUUGCCUCUAGUAGAUCAGUUAAGGGUUUUGUAAAUAGGGCAGUUGGUCUACCGAGGGAGGGUGCAGGCAAAGUUAAUGUGCAUGGAAGUGGCUAAUUAUGAUUGCUCAGAGUCAAAAUUGGUGCUUUCUUAGAACCUCCAAAAUAUUAAGCCUCAGGAACUUGAAGACCAGGAUUUCUUCAAGUCAGUGACUUGCUGUCCAUCUGCUUUCAAGUAUCCCAUGUUUCUGAAAUGCUUAAGCAAAAAUAGACCUCAUGGUCUUGUUACAUCUCUGUGAUGAGUAGAAGGAAGAUUAGCUUCUGGUCUGUUUCUUGAGGGCUUAUUAGUGUCUCAGUGCUCCAUCUUAAGCAGUUUCCAUUGUUUUGCUUAGAGAGACUUGGGUGGAUUUAUUUUAUUUUAUUUUUUUUUUCCUGAAGAGCUCAGCACUUGACUUUCACUUAACCGUAGAAGAGGCAGUUCUCAGUGGGACGAGUACUUAUGAGAACUUGGCCCACUCAGUUUUUUGCUUGCAAAGCCCAGUGCACAGCCCGGAGACUCUACAAAUAACUAACGUAAGGUUUUUUUUUGGUUCCUUGUGUCAGAGGUGGUUUUUUGUUGUUGUUUUUGUUUUUCUACUUCAGUGCCCGGCCACAGGACUACACUCUGAACCAGGAACGGAGACAGAGCAAUGAAAACCAUGGAUUCACCUUCUAGAGCAAUCUAGGAAAAAAAAAAUACACGUUUACUGCAGCUUUCUUUUGUAAACUAAAAGGGGUGGUGGCUGUGCUUAUUCGUUGGUAUUGUUUUCCUUGAGUUUAAAAGGCUGCAGCCGCGAGGGAAAGCAAACCCCUGGCUGCUUCUUACCGUGCCUGGAGUCGCGCAGCGCCUGCAGAGCCAAAGCGCGGCGGCGGCCGGCAGAGGGCGCCCGGGCACCGGGCACCUGGGGCUGCGCCUCCCGCUGCUGCUCCCCUGCUCCUGCAGCUCGGCGUCCGUUCGCAGUCCAGCUCUCGAGUUUAAGAUGACAAACAGCACCGAAUAUCCCAGUUGGGAGGGAACCACAAGGAUCAUCGAGUUCAGCUCCAGGGUCACCAAAGGACCACCCAAAAAUCAGACCGCAUGUCUGAGAGCGCUGUCCACGUGUUGCUUGAACUCCAGCAGGCUUGGUCCCGUGACGACUUCCUUUAAUUCCUUCUUUUAAUAAAGUCCUAAAGCAAGGUUCGGAGCUUCAGGCUGUGCCAAGUGCUGCUUUGGGAGGCAGUUCCUGUGGGAGGCCGUGCGGCGAUGCUUAUACGUGCUGACAUCAAUCGCAGCAAACGAACGCAGGUUUCCUGCUGUGUGAGGGGAGAUUUGCAGGGGAUCAUCCAAAGGAAGUUCACUUAAACAGGCCUUAUGUUGAUUAGUAAUUCUAUGUGAUUCAAAUAGAUGGUUGAUAUAUAACUGCCUAGAGAAUGACAAGAUCACAAUUUCUAUCAGGGUAACCAGCAGACAAGAUAUAAACGAUGCUGUUUCUGGUGUUGCGCUGAGCCUUUGAAUAUUGCAAGCAGGAUUAUAGAGAAAAGUCUACAGAAAUCCCUUAUUCUUUUUUUCUGUUGUCUGUCUAGACUGUGUAAUCCAUACCCAAGCUUCUAGAAAUGGGGAGAGGUUUUGUAGUUGCUUUUAGACAUAAUGCAGCAUGCCGUAUAAUUCUAGGAAAAAACAGACAGUGUCAGACAGAGAGAACUGGGUGACCUCAGGAGAAGGAUGCCAGAAAUGAUAGAAAAUUAUGUAGUAGAUGAGCACGUAGUGAGAGACAAAUAGCAAGUAUUUUUUACUGGUAGCUGGAGACUCGCCCUUUGGAAAGAACAGAACAGAAGUCACCAGUGCAUUGUGUCUGGGAAAUGGGAAUGCACCAGUCCAAAACUGUACUGGGGCAAGUUAGAAGAGAGUGAAUGGCAGGGCGAGUCCAGCACUGGAGCAGUGCAUGCAGUUCUUAUUCAAGAGAGGUGAAUUCAAGCUAUGUGAGACCCCUGAAUUAGCCAGGGGAAAUGAGAGUUCCUCCUCUUGAGAGGGCUGGCAGUGUAGGGCAGAGCCAACAACAAAAAAGCAUGCAAGAGAUAAUAUUACUCAUUAUCUAAGAUGGCAUGCUUGGGAGAUUUAAAAUAAUAAAAAUAAAAGGUAUUUAUACUGAAGGGAACUGCUGGGAUAGUGAAACCAGAAAUCAGAAUGCAUUGUGUAGCUCUUGGUCCGGAGGAGGAGCAAGGCAGAGAGACCUAACUAAAUGUGUGUCCCUUAGGAACGCUGUUGUGUGUUCGAGUGCUGUGCCACGCUGUUUGGACUGGGUGGCUGCAUUGUUAGAUGCUGAUUUUAUUUGCUGCAGCACUGUGUUUGCUUAAAGCUUCUAUUCCAAAGAUAUAGAUGAAGCAAAUAAUAUUGUCUUAGAGUAACCAGCUACACUGUAGUGUGCAGCAGAAUCAGGGAGACAGCACACUGCGAGACAGACCUCACUCAGACUGAAGUGGGGCUGUUGAAGAAAAUGAGGCUCUGAAUCCUGAAGUGCAUACUCAGUUCUGGAAGUACUUCAUAGAUGAGCUUGAGAAUUUGAGUUCUGAUUUAUAUAGUAUCAGGAAUCCUUGUUAAUGUUAAGUUUCUGUAUUGUACUGGUGUGCGAAAGCCUGCUUCUAGAAGAGAAGCUGUAAUAACCUGUUCAAAGAAAGGAAACAGACAAGAAACAAAAGGGUUGUGCAUUUAGUGUGGCAGUCAUUGCUUUCUCUUCUCCAUGCUACAGCAGAGGGAAAGGAUCAGUCUCCAGAAGACUUGAGUGAGGAUUCGUUAAUGAGCUUUGGGAUCCUCACAUGAAGGAACAGGGAGGUCAUUAUGAAGAAGAAAAGGCAUCAAAAAUGCCUUGAGUCUAAUUAGGCCCAGAGCAGGACAAAUGUCACAACUGUCUCCUAAUAUUAAGAAAUCCAAAGCAACUCUUUUGGAAGGACUGUGAUUCCCCUGGAUGCAAAAGGCGGUAAGUUAAAUAAAGAUGACAAGCGCAGCAAUAAUUCAUCACACUUUCUUACUGUUAUCAGCUUACCCCCUUUCCUUGCCUGGGCAGACCCCCAAUGUUGCUCACAGCCAUCGUGAUGGCUGCUGUUCCCCCGGAGCCCUGAGCAAGCUAAUGCUCAACAAGCCUGAAACAGUGACUGCUGCUACUUAGAAACAGGCACCAUAGCCAGGGACAGCCUUGGAUGUCUGUAAUUUCAAAUAUCAUUGAAAUGUUCCCUAAAUGCUUCCCCUUUCUCCAGAAAUGUUUCCAACUUUACCUGAUUUACCUGAGUUACAUCCCAAUUUGCUUUCCUUAUGUUUAUUUUAUUCCUCUGAGCUCCUGGUAGAUGGCUGCUGCAGAAGAGAAAGGCUUGUGCUGUUGCCCCAAGUGAUGCCAUGAGGAUGUGCCUACUGGUGAAUGGAUGCACCUAUGGAGGAGCAGUACUGCAGUGCCUGUGUUGCUGCUUUGUAUCCUGAGGCUGCCAGGUGAAUGUCGUCUCCCUGUGUAAUGGGGAGGAUCCCACUCAUUUGGUCAAGAGCUGUGCUUUGCUUUAGGCAGCAGGCAAUCAUCUCCCUCUGCUCCCAGUUCAUAGCCCUGAAACCUCCUUGGUGUUAAAGUUCCUUUCAAGGAGGACAGAAGCCACUCCUUUUAAAAUCUGUCCUUUAGUGAUGGAACUUCCAUACUUGUAUUGGUGUGGGUCCUUCUAGACUCAAACAUACCUGGGUAGGCUUUGUGUGCUCAUGUGUGGUAUCAACACUCCUGGAAGCCUAAUGCCACUGUUGAUCUAGUCUUACUUCCAAAAUAUCACCUACAGUGGACCUCCCUGUGGAGGCUGGAUACUGAAUCCUGAGAGUAAAAACCCGUGAUUACUUUGGCAUUGCACAAAGAAUUUGUUAGCUCAGUGAAUUUUUAAAUAGAAAAAAGAGCGAACUUGUUGUUAUACCUGUUCCAAAUUUAUCUAUAGACAACAGUAACGCAGAAUGCUGUGGCAAUCACGACAUUCAUUUCUCAAAGUGAAUCAAAUGAAUAGAAACUGUUAAAAGCUAGAGUACAAUAUAAUGCAUAAAACCCAACAGACAUCAGGAAACUUGUACUGAUUGGUCUCUUAGAUGUUGUUUUCCUCUUGCUUGGGAAAGAGAAUUGUAGUCAGCUUGCAAUCUCCCUGACAUUGUUCAUGGAGGAAGCAGACAAAAAGUACCAAUGAAAUAGAAGGCCUGCAAUUUAGUUAAUUUUAUGCAAAACACAAUCAGCAUUCAGACUGGGAAUUACCAAGCAGAAAUGUAUUGAUAGAGAAACCAAAAUAUUCUCUGUGCCUAAAUGGUGAGAUAUUAAAAUAAAAUCUCAAGGAGACUCCUGGAGCUCAUGUAGCUGUAGGCCAGAGACGAUGCAAAGGUGAAGUCUGACACUGCCAAAGUCAUCAGGAGUUCAGUGAGACCAUGAUUUAAUCCCUGACACCUUAGGCCACGCAUCUACAUGGUAUGAAUCAGGGCAGUACUGGUGUGACAGAACCUUGUUAUCAGUAAGAACAAAGAGAAGAAAACUUUUUAGAAAUGUGAUUAGAGGAUUUAGAAGUUAUUGCUUAUGAAAAUGGUUGUAAAGAGUCUAGCAUAAGGAGGUAGCAGAGGGGGAAAGAGCAGUAAGGAAGGUGGUAAAGGACAGAGAAAUGGAAAGAACUGCAGGUCGGCUGGGGAAUGUGAUUAUGAAGGGGACAGUUUUUCAAGGAUUUGUUUCUAAUCUUGGAGACCUGAAUUGCCGAUGGUGGACACUGAUGUUUCAUCUUCCAUUUUACUUAGUUAACUGUAAUGCUAAAAUGCUAAGUGGACACCAAAUGUUUGUACAGAACAAUGUACGCUUCUCUUUCCCAAACUUCAUGCAUUUCACGGUAAUUUUUUAAUUAAUCAGUCUUUGUACCUCUAACGCCUUAAAGUCCAGUGUGCAUAGUCCCUCUCUGUAGCACCUCUGCCUGUAGCAGAACCUAUGUAUGAAUGCUUUCUCUGCCUUCAGUUUUUCAGUUUGCAGUGUUCCUGGCAUUUUAACCACCAACUGCGUUCAAAGACGACCAGAAGUUCGUUGUGAACUCUGCCUGAGGAUCAUGUUGACCAUUAAUAUUUAGAAAGGAUAGUGGUUUACACAGGGGAGCCAAAAGCUAUAAGCUUUCUAGUACGCUUUCAACAUCUAGAAUGCUUCCAAUACCGUUUAGGUUGGUUUGGUGCCUAACCUACGCUGCAAUUGAGGUUAGUGCUUUGGUUUUCUUUCAAGUUCCAGUUCCCCAUAUGCUGUUCUGUUUGCAAGAUUUUCUUGACAUAACUGUCUGGAAUGGUUUGCUGGUGUUUUGCUAGGAUUCCUGUGUGUUCAGAAGCUAAUAGAGGAACUGUCAACUUGAAGGCCCAUCUUAAAAUAUGGCCCUACUGGCUUGGGAUAAGAAACACAGAGAUUGCUUGUCCAAGCCUCUUCCGUGGAAUUCGUGACGCUAUUUCAAUUCCUUUGGUUUCCAGUAACCAAACAAUUAUUGGGGUCAAGCAGAAGUCAAGGUAUAAAGAUUCAUCACUAUGAGCUUCCUUACUUGUAAGCUGGGCCAUAUGUUAUAGGAAUGAUCUGGACUUUAACAGUGGUCUUCUAUCUCUUGAUGAGUGUUAGUAUGCAUAAUUCAAAUGUACAUGUGUUUGAAUUCCAGCUUAUAUUGAUUGAAUUGCUCUAUGAUAAUAAACAGGAUAAAUAAAUCAGAUGGAAGUAAAAGCAUUGAUGUGCUCUGUGGUGAUGGGGGGAUUAAAUUCAGUGCUGUGCCCUUGAGCAGCAUGUAAUUUCAAAAGUGCCUCAAAUAUGAUGAUGACAUAAAAUAAGGCUAAGGAAGCUGGAGAGGCAGAAGGACGGGACAGAGGAACAAAACAAACUCGUUCAAAAUGAUUUGGAUUUAUUAGGAUUACAGGCUGAUAAGUGGCUUAUGCAGUUUAUUGUUGGGAAGUGUAAGGUAAUGAGGCCAGGGGACUGCAGGUAAUCAGACUCCAGUCAGAGUGAGAGCAAUGUGGAAUACAGAUUAGAGCAUGGCAAAAAGGGCACGUGGCACUGAGGGAAGUCGUUUCUAAGGUGAAUAGCUGUCUUGAUGCCUCUUUUCUUCCAAAGCUCAGCUCUACAGCUGUGCUUGCUGCAUGACUGAGAAACUGCUGGCCCUGCUAAAGAAGCUUCUGUUCAGCCUUGUCAACACAUGAGCUCGCUUGUAAAUGAGAGAUGGGUUUGAAAUGCUUUUUGCUCUUUGAGGAUCUCCAAAUACAGUUAUACCUUGUUCUGGGAGCCAAGUAAGUAAAGCAAAGAGGAAGAUGGAGGGAAUAUAGCCAUGUCAGCAUGAAUCAGAAUGACAGUCAGGCCUUGUCUAGUAGUGUAGAAGCAGCCAGUAAUCCUUUCAUGCUGGUUUGGCCAGGAAAAUUUUCUCCAAGGGCUAUGAGAUGGGUGCUUGCUAAUUGCAGGUGAAUAGAGGAGAAUCUAGCUUUUGAUGUUACAGGAAAAGUGAACUGCGACUGAGCUGCUUAAUAUUAAGUUGAUCACACUGACUUUAGAAAAACAGAAAAAAUGUAGUUUCAGACUAAUGAGCACCUUGCUGGGCAAUAGUAAAGCAAAGAGAAAUUGGUGAAUCUUUCAAGUGGCUGCUAAUCUGGAGGUAGAUUCCAUGGUUUUGAAAGUACUUGUGCUAUUCUGGUUUCCAUUCCUUAUCUUUAGUUCUAACAUCUGUCUUCAUCUUAAAAUGUUUCUUUUGUCUCCUAAAUUGCAAACUUUGGAUUUUUCUCACUUGGGGCCAAAUAGCUUUUGAAACCCAAAUAAAGGCAGAAAAAAUAAAUGUCUUAAUUCUGUUAGGUAACACAUUAGCCACUCCUGCGUAAAAGUGCUUUCUCAGAUUUGACCCAUAUCUCUAACCAUCAAUGUUACACUUAAUACCUAGAGCACACCAGUAGCACAUAGAACUCUCUAAGCCCUCCUUACUUGAUGCUCUAUCAGGUGGAAAUCCAUUUUUGUCUAGAAGGGUUAUGUUUGCAGUAGUUGACUAAGGCAGUGAGGAGCUACAGGGAAAACUGAACUGGGAGGAACAGAAGCUAAGGUAAGUCAUGAACGAGAACUUAAUCACAAAUCCCAAUGCUUAUAUCAUAUCAGAAUUGAGCCAUGAAUGUAGAAUGGUGAAAGAUUACUUGGGGAGUAAAGAGAUGCACUUGGAAUUUUUCCUUUUCUGAGUCUCUUCAGACUUUGGUGGCCUCUAAUUAACAUGCUGUCCCAUUCCGCGUCCCUGUCUGGGAUAUCAGAAGCAUACUGGAUGAGCUCUAACGUGCACUCUGCACCCAUCCGGAGACGUACAUCUUGCUGUGACUCCCUAGAUUGUUAUUAUAAUAGUAAUGAAAGAAUGGAGGCCUCUCUGUAUUUAUGCUUCACGUUUCUUUUAUCCACUGGUUCUCCGCAGCAAACGGCCAGUGUUAGAAUCUGCAUCCUUGGAGUUCUGUUGUCGGGUUGGGCUGUCAUCACACGCUUAGCUAAUACCCUCUAGUAAUUUUCUUAUUCACAUGCACACUUAAUGUCCUUAGUCAUUAGACUGAAAAAUGUUAGCCUUGUCAUAGUUAGUGACUGGAAGCAGAAAAGUCCAUUUAGUUCUCAGGGGAAUGGAUUCUAAUUUUCUGCUUGUCAGAAAGUGACAUUUUACAUAUUUUUCUCUUUCCCCCUUGUCCCCCCCACCAAUUUAGUGCUAAAUUUAAAUGUGUGUGUCAUAGGAAUAGACUUUUUGUCUGUGCUAGACACCCCAAAAGACUUGGCUGGUGUCCAGCGUGUGAGACUCUUGACCAAUAGCUACUGCUAGAGCUCAUUUCAUGCACUGAAGAGAAUGGGAGGUGAGAGUGAAAAGUUAGAAAUAAGAGGUCACUGCAGAGGGCACAUUAACAUUGCAUGUCAGAAUGCAUAUUUUUCCCCCUGGAAAAUAUGGAUGAAAAGCAGCUCAUCUGGAAUAAAAUAUCCAAUGAAGAAACAAAUUAUGCUCAUCAGGCAGGCUCAUACUAAUAUUUGUCAUUAAGAUGUGACACCUUCUAUGUAAUGUCACAAACUACUGGGAGCCUUUGAAAAGUGUACUGCUUGGAAGGCAACUUGUCUGCAGAUAUUGAGUUCACUGUUCUAUGAAAGGGAAAUAACUUGUGUCUUGAAAAAUGGAUGGUGUUUAUGGCAAAGAGAAAUAAUCCUCCCACAGAUUACAGCUGUUCUUUGCAUUGUGCUGGUGGUCUUAUCUCAUCAGUGGAUAUUUUAUAAGUGUUUUUUUUUUUUUUUUUUUUUUUAUAUACAUUU